Molecule: messenger RNA, 1131 nt
Organism: Vidua chalybeata
Lineage: Eukaryota; Metazoa; Chordata; Aves; Passeriformes; Viduidae
Product: PHD finger protein 7-like
Exons: 7
Coding region: 7-993 (328 amino acids)
Cellular component (GO): nucleus
Source: RefSeq, a predicted model, not a curated record
AUUGCAAUGGGCAGUUCCUGCCUCUCUCUCCUCAUCUGCUCAUCCCCUUUGCUGCAGUUCUUUGCCACUCUGCUUUUUCGUCAAGAUAACGAUCGUGGUGGACUCAUGGGAUUUCUUCCUAGAGAUAUCCAAAUUGCAGUCUGGCGGGCAGCACUAAAGCGCUGCUGCGUCUGUGGCCAGAGCGGGGCAACCAUCAUGUGUUGCAAGGAGGACUGUGGCAGAUGGUUCCACCUGCCCUGUGCCAAGGAGGGCGGCUGUGUCACACAGUAUAUUCCAGAUUACAGCUCCUUCUGCCCUGAGCACGGUCCAGAGCAGGACGUGGAGGCGACUCCAGAGCCGGGCACCGAUUGCCUCAUCUGCAUGGAGCCUGUGGAGGAUAGAAAGACCUUCAGAACCCUGGUGUGCCCAGCGUGCAAAAGGGCCUGGUUCCACAGGGACUGCAUCCAGGGACAGGCCAUGUGCGCUGGUGCUUUAGCCUUCCAGUGCCCCCUGUGCAGAGACAAGGUGGCAUUCACAGUUGAAAUGUUCACCAUGGGGAUCCGAAUUCCCUUCAGACUGCCAACAUGGGAGGACAACGAUGCCUUUGCGGAUCUAGGAGAGAGGCACAGCAGGUGCACUGCCAGGGAUUGCCUUUACCCGGGAGGCAGGGAGGAGGCAGAGGAAGAGGGGCCCUGGGAGCUGCUCCUGUGCUCCUCCUGCGCUGCUGAGGGCACCCACAGGCGCUGCUCUGGCCUGAGAAACCGCAUAGAGAGCUGGGAGUGUGACAGCUGUGCUGGUGUCGGAACGGCUUCCAGGGAUGAGUCAGAGCUCAGUGGCCCCAGCCUGACCAGACAGUCAGGACUGGAGCCUGCUGAUGGCUCCUCAGCACCUGAGGCCAUCAGCCCCAGCUUCAGCACCCUGGUGCCAUCGGGGCUGGAUCCCCAGUCUCCAUCUGCGGAGACCAGCAGCAGCCACCAGCACACAGUAUGGCUGCAGUCUUUGCUGUCUUCUUAACUGGACACCAGCAGCCCCAGCACAUCAAGCUCAACGUACAGCAGCUCCUCUGACCCUGAGGACAGGGUCCAUUGCAGACGUGCUGGGCCCGGCUGCAGGCCAACCCGCUCUCGCCAGCAAGGUCGGGCCCCAGAAGGA